GUUUACAAUUUGUCGCCAUCUUUAAUUUUUUCUAGUGUUUUGUUUUGUUUAAAUUGGGCAAAAUAAAAUGUGGGACGUCGCCGCGAAAAGAACUGAAUGCUUAUAGCAGUAAAAACAGUAGAUCUAGUUGUACGGAAUAAUAUUUAAUAUGGUAUAAUGAAACACAAAACAUAGUUGAUAUGUAUGAAAGAUGUGCAUUUAAAACAUUGGCUUCUGGAUUGAAAUGGGGGACUAUCCAUACAUCUAUCAGGCGAUUCAGUCAUUCGAACCUUCACAGAAGAAAGGAUUGUACUUAGAGUUUCAAAAGGGAGAUAUAUUCGAGGUGCCAGCAAGCUCACACUAUGGCCAAAUCAGAAGUCAGUUAGUUUUGUACGCUUACAGUAGAAGAACAAGGCUUAAUGGCUAUGUUAGAGUUAAGCACGUGAAAUUAUUGGGUCAGGAAGUGAAUAAAAAGAUACACCAUCCAUCGGAAAUCGGUGUACCAGAAACAGAAAACAAUUCAACUGACCACAAGCUUGAAGAUAUCUACGUUUUGACGCCAAUUCUCUGCAAGCAUUGCAAAGAUUAUAUUUGGGGUCAGGGUCAUGUAGGAAAAAAAUGUAAAGAUUGCCAUGCCUGCUUCCACAACUACUGCGCCCGCUUCUUCAACAGCUACGUUUGCCAGAGAGAUCCAGAAGCCCUACCAUCGGUCACACUCAGCUACGACAAACCUAUAGCCGAAUGGACUUCACACAACGUUGUGGAAUGGAUGGCUGCCUUAAAUUUGUAUCCAUAUUCAGAUGUCUUCAGAUGCAAAGAUAUCAAAGGAUCAGAUUUAAUCCAUCUGGACAGGGAAAAACUCAUUGGUAUGGGAAUCAAAGACGAAUUCCAUCAGAAAACCAUACUGACUUGCAUCGACGAACUGCUUAACAAACCCGAGGAGAAGAAAUCUCAGGGCAGCGAAGGAGAGGUACCAAGUUCCCCUGGCCAAGUUUACAACCAUAACUUAACCCAGCACAGCUUUAGCAAUUUGGAGAGAUGCGACAAAUGUAACAAGUACCUUCGCGGUCUCCUCCACCAAGGCUUCAUUUGUCAGGACUGUGGCUUAGUCGCCCACAGGACUUGUGCUGCUACUGGUCUGCCUUCUUGCACACGCCGAUCCAUGGACGAGGCAAGGACCCCGUACUUCCAGUUCAAAUCGUUCUUUGGUCAAGGCUUAUGUGUGCAGUACAAAUGCUCGUCAGCCACGCCAGCACCAUCUUUACUGAUGAUGUGCACAUCGGAACUAGAGGAAAGAGCCAGAAAAGACGAGACUCUGGAGCUAUAUAACUUGUACAGUGCCACACCGCCAGCGGACCAAAUGAACAAGCUGGUGAAAAUUAUCGAUACCGAUUUGCAUAGCUUAGAUUUAAGUGAGUUCAGUCCAGUUGCCAUAGCGGGCGUCAUAAAGAAGUUUCUUCGCGAGUUGCCCGACCCACUCAUCCCUGUGCAAUUGUACGAUAAAUUUUUGGAAGCUGAAAAGAAGAAGAACGAUGAAGAAUGUACCUCGAUUUUGAAGCAGCUCGUCGAUGAGUUGCCUGACCAUCACAGGAGCACCUUACAGUUUGUUAUGGUACACUUGUGCAGGAUUUGCCAAAUGGAGUUUGCCAGGGGAAACAAGAGUCCACCAACUGUCCUUAUUCAAGUCAUGUGCCACAUACUCCUUAGGCCGCCUUGGGAACGUAUUAUACAAGUCGUAUACAACAGUCAGUCACACAAUAGAAUAGUAGAGAUUCUUCUUCUUCAUUGCGAUUGGGGCGAGAGGUUACCUGAAUUCGCUUCAGCUCCAGCUAUACCACCCCGAAAAGUAUCAGGUCGAAUGGGGAGACCUUCUGAGUCCUCUAGUUUUUCGGAAAAAGAUAAAUCCAUGUCUUUACAAGACGCAGAAUGGUACUGGGGUAACAUCAAACGAGAAGACGUAAACGAUAUGUUGAACGAUACAGCAGACGGGACGUUUUUGGUCCGAGAUGCCUCCAGCAAAGGCGGUGAAUACACGUUAACUCUCAGAAAAGGCGGUGCAAAUAAACUGAUCAAAAUUUGUCAUAGAGAGGGGAAAUAUGGGUUUACCGAACCUUACACGUUCAAUUCCGUCGUGGAAUUGAUCAACCAUUUCAAAACUGCUUCGUUAUCGCAGUAUAACACAUCCUUAAACAUCAAAUUGAUGCACCCAGUAUCGAGGUACAACCAAGAAGAAGAACUAGCCAAAACGGAGAAGAUAGAUAAACUAGUUGAGAAAUUGGUCGUAAUUAACAACAACUUGGUGGAAAAGCAGAAAGAAUCUGAGCGAGUGUCCAAAGAUUUCAACGAGACAUCCCAAGAUGUUCAGACCCGGCGUCAUGCUCUCAACGCUUUAAAGGAGUUGGUGAAAGUUUUCCAGGAGCAGACGUUGAUUCAGGAAAAGUUCCAAAACGAAGCUCAACCUCACGAAAUCAAGAGUUUAGAAAUCAAUUCUGAACUACUUAAAGAGCGGCUGGUUCUGAUGAAGGAGAGUUGUGAACAACUGGAGCAAACCCUUCAAACUAAGGAGUCUUAUAACAGAAAAUUAGAAAGGGAUUUGACUUCUUUGAAACCGGAAAUACAUAGUCUGCGCAAGGAAAGAGAAAAAUACAUUCGCUGGCUUCAACAAAGAGAAUAUUCACCGGGUAAACUAAGCAAGAUCAUUAAUAGGAACGCUGAUGAAACGCUUUUAGAAAACGAUGUAGACCCUGAAUCGUUGCCUCACAACGAUGAGAGCAGCUGGCUAGUUUUGAAUUGUUCUCGGGAUGAAGCAGAGAAAAUGCUGAAGGAUAAACGGGAUGGAACUUUUUUAAUUAGGAAAUCUACGAAUUUAUACAAGCAUGUUUUGGUUAUCGUAUGCAACGGGAUUGUGAAUCACUGCAUCAUCAACGAGACUGAUAAAGGUUAUGGAUUUUCUGAACCAUACAACAUCUACCCUUCCCUUAAAGACUUAGUGCUGCACUAUGCUACCAACUCCCUAGAGAUUCAUAACGAUCUUCUUAAUACUGUACUGAAGUACCCUAUUGGUGCCACCUCUUCUUCUAGUAACCGCGAGAAUAUUAAUGUGUACUAAUUUUUUGGCAGAUUGUGAUAUAAGCUGUGGUGACUAUCCAUUUCAAUGUGAUGAAGUCUUAAUUUUAAAAACGUUCAGUUUGAAAGAAGAAUUGAAAAGAAGGAACUUUUAAAUCUUAUAAAUUUAUAUUUACAUUCAGACUACUAUAUUUUAAAUCACUAGGUUUUAAAUUGACUGUGAUAGUGUACUAAAGAAAAAAAAAGAGCGGCAUGUGGCGGGGAAGUGAUUUUUUUUUGGACAAAUUUAAAUGGAAUGAUGGGAAUUAUGCGCAUGCUGUGCAUCUCAGAACUUUUUAUGGAAAUUGCUCGGUCUCAAAAAAGUAUUUUUUGUUAUAAAUAUUCUUUUAUCUCGCUUGGCAAGUUUAUGGUUUUAUGCAUUCAACAGUCUACAAAAAGUCUUCUUCAAAUUUUUAUUUUAUAUUUCGUAUUCUCUUAUUAAUUGGUAUUUUUUACCAAAUCUAUUUUAAUUUCACCUAUACGGUUUCAUAAAUAAAAUUGAAAAUGUUAUACAUUUUUUCUUUACCGUACCUUAAAAAGUUGUUUAUAUUAAAUAGUACAGAUGUUGUCUGCAUAGAUCUGUAUUCAAGUCAUGUAUUUGUGCAAUUUUUAGAGUUUUUUUUUUAUUUUUUUGAGAAAAAAAUCUUCGAAAUGAACAAGCUUAAGGCUGUAAAUCAACUGGAACAUUAUCAGCGGUUUUGUAUUUCUGAGGUACCAGUGUAAUUUUAAGUUUUCCAUAUGGGUACAAGCGUUUUUAUAGUACAUAGUUAAACGAAAAAAAAUAUAUCAAUAAUUUUAUUAUGAUAAAAAAAUUAAUUAUUAACAAAGGGUCAAUAUUAUCCCUUAAGCAUUACUUAAAAAGUUACUUACUUAGUAUAAAAAAUCAAUGAAAUAUGCUUUUUGAAGUGAAUAAUUGAUUAAAUAGCAUUGUUUAACUGGUAUUAUGAAAGCAGUUGUGCACAUUAGAAGUAUGGCCAUUUUUUUGUAUUAAAUUAUUUUUAUUUUUAUAAUGGCGUUCUAGUAUAAUGGUGUUUGUCUUUGUAUGUCAAGCUACAGUAUUAGUAUCGUUAUACGGAUAACUGUAACAAAUUAUCCUCCUUUUACAGUGGAUUUUGUCCGUUUAAUUUUCUCUGGCUAAAAUGGCCUAAAACGUUUAUACACAAUGGAGAUUUACUACAAUAAUGCGUAGCUGUGCUUCCGUAUAUUUAGUUCGAGACAAUUUUUUAUAUCUAUAUUAUUUGUUAUGAAAACUGGCUUCUUAAAUAAUUUUAUAAUUUUGUUACGUGUCAAGAUCGCUCUGCCAUGCAGAUGAUUAUCUUAGAAUAUAUUUUUCUUUUUAUACAUACUUCGCUAUUUUUUUUACAAACGUUUCUGGUGAGAUAGCAUCAAGUUUUCUCAAAUUUUCGUUGGGUAUUUAUUUAUAUGAUUCCAUAAAUUCACAGUCCAUCAACAGACAGUUGCAGACUUUCAUAAUAAAAUUCAUUCUAGUUUUUUGAUGGACUAAUAUAUACGGGGUAGGUUUUUAUUUGCCUGGUUAUAUUUUUUACUAAAAAUGUUCCUAGUCAAAACAAAAAUUAUUGUAGAUGUGUCAGGGUUUUUGGCCUCUAUUAAUUGUAUAUGGCGAAUUUAAUUAGUGCCCUGAAAACACCAUAUUGGUGUGGAUUAAAAUGUUUCUUAAAGAAAAGCGCCAAUAUACCGAGCAAAUAAUCAUCCACCCCGUUGUAUGUAUUCUUUAUAUAAUUAAAUUAAAAAUAAAAUGUUGUAAUAACUUACAAAAUAUAAAGAAUACUAUAUAUAAAUUAUACUAUAUAGCCCCAAAAUAAUAAAAUAAGAUGCUGGGGAUUCAAGUUGUAUCUUAGAUUAAAAUGGGGCUCAAAUCCCAAAUAAGUUAAAUGAGGUAUCGCGCAGUUCAAGCUUGUGAUUUGACGCAUCAUUUAAUUUAUUUAUUUUUAUAUAUGUGUUGGUAAUGAAGAUCAACCAGAUAUAUCUUUGAAAAGCCAUUGUGUGACAGACAUUUGAGUAAAUCUUGCAACUAAAGCAUUUUCGUGUUGUAAAAUUAAGGUUUUUCUGUAAUGUUAAUCCAUUACAGCCGUAUUUGAAUAAUUACAGCUUCACAAAAAGGGGCACCGAUCAGUACAACAAUGUACUGUACUAAUAUCGAUGUAUUUCUGGUAAUUUUGUCGUGGCUAACGGUCCGCGUGUGACGGACAUUUAUAUUUUAUAUUAUUGUCCCGCCGUUAUACGGAAUUUUACACGGGGUGUAAAGGUCCGUUCUGCACGGGACCUUAGCCACUUCCGGGUUUUAUAUAAAUUUAUUUUUAAUCAGUGUCAAAAUAUAACUGUAACUCGAUGUCGAAUUUUUCAUUAUUAGGUGUGAUUCGGAAAUAUUUAGAAUUUCUGAGUAGCUAUGUAAAUAAAGCUUUGUUGUGAUAAAUUAACUAACUGAUCUCGAACGGUUUACUCGAAUGUCACUUCACUCUUCUUCGCUGUGCUUCUAGUAGAGUGGUCCCACAAAUAUGACCAAUUGAUUAUUGUAUUAAUUCAAAAUAUUUAAUGUUGGUUCUGAUGUUUUAAGAAUUUAUGAUAAACUGUUUUUAUUUCACUUGAAAUCCUUAAAUAAAGAUCAUUAUCGAUUGAA
Molecule: messenger RNA, 5722 nt
Organism: Sitophilus oryzae (rice weevil)
Lineage: Eukaryota; Metazoa; Arthropoda; Insecta; Coleoptera; Curculionidae
Gene: Pi3K21B
Product: phosphatidylinositol 3-kinase regulatory subunit gamma
Exons: 8
Coding region: 224-3088 (954 amino acids)
Biological process (GO): phosphatidylinositol phosphate biosynthetic process; insulin receptor signaling pathway; regulation of GTPase activity
Cellular component (GO): phosphatidylinositol 3-kinase complex
Molecular function (GO): 1-phosphatidylinositol-3-kinase regulator activity; GTPase activator activity; protein binding
Source: RefSeq, a predicted model, not a curated record